GCAAAAAUAGCCAGAAACGAAGAUGGCAAGACUGUUACUACUUCUCCUCCCAGGCCUUGUGGCUCUAUGUUCCGUGCAUGGAAUAUUUAUGGACAGACUUGCUUCCAAGAAGCUCUGUGCAGACGACGAGUGUGUGUAUACUAUUUCUCUGGCCAGAGCUCAAGAAGAUUACAAUGCCCCGGACUGUAGAUUCAUUAACGUUAAAAAGGGGCAGCAGAUCUAUGUUUACUCAAAGCUGGUAAAAGAAAAUGAAGCUGGAGAAUUUUGGGCUGGCAGUGUGUAUGGAGAUCGCCAUGAGGAUGAGAUGGGAACCGUGGGUUAUUUCCCCAGCAGUUUGGUCGAGGAGCAACACGUGUACCAGGAAGCCACCAAAGAAGUCCCCACUGUGGAUAUUGACUUCUACUGCGAGUAA
This is a messenger RNA of Manis pentadactyla (Chinese pangolin), 412 nucleotides long. It is a transcript of the gene OTOR, whose product is annotated as otoraplin. Gene Ontology annotation, biological process: cartilage condensation. NCBI's taxonomy places the organism in Eukaryota, Metazoa, Chordata, Mammalia, Pholidota, Manidae. The transcript is spliced from 4 exons. The record is from RefSeq and is a predicted model, not a curated record. Gene Ontology annotation, molecular function: protein binding. The coding region runs from base 23 to 412 and encodes 129 amino acids.